UGGACCUAAUGGUCAGGGGUCCCUUUACCUUUACCUUUACCAAACUAUGGGGCCCUGGACACCAGCUCUGAGCUCCACCCCAAGUUCCCUGCUUUGUUUGGGAUCUUUUGGAAGCCUGCAGCUGAGCUAGGAAGGGAACAGAUUCCCUGCAAGCGGUGCCCUAUAUCCGUAUUGGGGUACCAUGUUUAUCCAGUUGCAUAAAUUUGGGGGUACCAUGUUUAUCCAGUUGCAUAAAGAUCCCUUUCCAAGAAAUUGGCUCAAAGAGCAGAAGGAAGCUGUCUCCCUGCUUUGUCUUGUAUCUGCUCCUAUAGAACCCGAAAGCCUUGCAUGUUAUCCUAGCUUAGCGGCGCACGUUCCCAAGUGGAUUCACUGUUUAGGUUUUAGGAGGAUGUGGGUGGCUGGAGUUUUCUGCCAAGUUGAUUGAGCAAGUUCACGUCCUCCCGCAGUUUGGCUUUUGAUCUGGGGCUUCUAUCUCUGUAGAGAGCAGGGCAGCAGAAUUCUUUUACUCAGGCAGGAAAGAGGAUCAGCUAUGGAGCUCCUCCUGAUAGGGGCAAUAUUGGGGGCCCUGGGAGUCUCCGCAGCAACACCCCCGGGCUCAGAAUCCCCCCCGGCGCUGCUCCCCCGGAACGUAGCCAGGAUGGCUGUCGAAGAAUACAACCAGGAAUCGGGCGGGCAAGCCGUCUUCAGGCUGUGGAAGAUAAGGAGCACGCGCAAAACAAGAUUUGACUGGGGGGUUCACUUCAGCAUGGACUUCACCAUCAAGGAGACCCUCUGUCAGAAAACGGGCAAGUACAGGAUUGGAGACUGCAAAUACAAACCGAAUGGGAGCACCAGGGAUUGUUCUGCCGAGGUCUCAGUUCAUAACUUCAUGCAAGAUUCACCGCUGACGUCUGUGAAUUGCCACCCGUUGCAGGCAAACAACCCCAACAGAAGGAACACCAGACCCCAAGCAAUGGAGGCCGCAGAGCCCAGAAUAUUUGUGGAGCAGUAUUUCCCAUCUUCCUUUUCUACUGCAGCUCUGACAGCCCCCGAAGAGUAGAAACACCCCUUUGCCCUCAUCCACCAAGCUGAGCAUGCCUCUCGGAGUUGGGACCUUUCCGAAAUUGCUUUGAUCCCAUGGACAUUUGAUUUUCCGAACUCAUUCGGCUGGUAGAAUAUUACUGUAGACUCAUGCUAUCCAAAUAUUGUUAGAAUUCUAGGAUGCCGCUGAGAUUUCUGUGUGUUUUAAAUGCAGUGGUACCUCGGGUUAAGUACUUAAUUCAUUCCAGAGGUCCGUUCUUAACCUGAAACUGUUCUUAACCUGAAACACCACUAAUGGGGCCUCCUGCUGCCACCGCGCCACCAGAGCAUGAUUUCUGUUCUCAUCCUGAAGCAAAGUUCUUAACCUGAGGUAAUAUUUCUGGGUUAGCAGAAUCUGUAACCUGAAGCGUCUGUAACCCGAGGUACCACUGUGCUGCCUGUUAGCAACAUACAAACGGACCGCUUAUAGACGCAGACUUUCUUUGGAUAAAUAGAAUGAUACUUGGAAUGCGGGACGUGGGUGGCGCUGUGGGUUAAACCACAGAGCCUAAGACUUGCUGAUCCGAAGGUCAGCGGCUCGAA
Molecule: messenger RNA, 1602 nt
Organism: Podarcis raffonei (Aeolian wall lizard)
Lineage: Eukaryota; Metazoa; Chordata; Lepidosauria; Squamata; Lacertidae
Product: cathelicidin-2-like
Exons: 4
Coding region: 530-1039 (169 amino acids)
Biological process (GO): defense response
Cellular component (GO): extracellular region
Molecular function (GO): cysteine-type endopeptidase inhibitor activity
Source: RefSeq, a predicted model, not a curated record